This is a messenger RNA of Alternaria atra, 1677 nucleotides long. RefSeq lists its product as uncharacterized. NCBI's taxonomy places the organism in Eukaryota, Fungi, Ascomycota, Dothideomycetes, Pleosporales, Pleosporaceae. The transcript has a single exon. Bases 1 to 1677 code for a protein of 558 amino acids. The record is from RefSeq and is a predicted model, not a curated record.
AUGAUCAACAAGUAUGAGUUUCCUGCACAGCGACUCUACAACUCUAUUUCUGAGCUCAACAAGCAUCUUCGACGGGUCAAUCAAUUGGAGUCGAAGGAGCAAUUAGAAAAGAAGCGCAUCGAGACUUUCGAGCAGAUAGAGUCGACCAAAGAUCGAAAGCAAAAGGCCCGAUUGGACCUAAAGGUAGUCGAGCUUGAAGAGGAUAUGGAAUCAAACGAGCGCCAGAUUGAAGACUUCCUUCGUGGGGCUUUGAUCUUCAUGGAGGAGACGUCGAACGGCAUGGGCAUCAAUUCAGUUGAUAUCAUGUCUACUGAAGCACGUGAGAGGUUCGAGAGCUUUAUCAAAACCUCAGAUCAGCACGAAGAGCUUUAUAAGAAGCUAAGUGCCCAGAUCGAGCGACCAACAUUGGAACAAAAUGUCGCAUGGGAACUAGCAUCCCGCCCCGUAUACGAUCUUGUUACUAUCGUGCGCGAUGAUUCCGUCCAAUCGGACGACCACCUAAAAGCUGUGAACAAGCACCUGACCACGAUCAAGAGACACAACAAAAGUUUGCAGGACUCUAAUAAAGCGAAUGGCAUCGGUAUAGACGUAAACUGUAUGCCCAUGGCAAUCUUAGAGGAGAUGGUGGACCAAUGGAAGAAAGAAGAUCGGGACCAGGUGCUAGCAGAGAUCGAGAACUUGCUGAAGCAACUUGCAAGUGAAGAGCCAGCAAAAGACACUUUGAUAGCACUCGAGACGAACGAAGCACCUGACAAUGUGCCUGAUCCUGUUCUCGAGACAGAUGAAGCACCUGGUGAUACUCCUGCUCCUGAAUCUACCUCAAGGACCCGGACUCAGUCUCCUAUACAGAAAUUUUCUCUUGGCCAGUUGACAGACGAGAAUCUGCUCGAUCUGGACAUAGAUUCGAUGUCACUAGAUAACGACCGCGUUGAGCCUUUCGCAUACGGGAAUGGUGAAACGGAAUACGGACCGUUGGUAGCAACUCGCGCUUCAAUUUCCGAUAACCCCAGAUUCCAUCGCUUUAUCAUCAACGCUGGUAUAGGAGAAGAGAAAUGGGAGUACUUCAGGGUAAUCAAGGGAAGUGACCUAGGUCCAGGAGGUGCUGAGAGUAUGCCGCAAGACAAAGUGACCAAUUUCAAUAUAAAGGAAAGGAAGAAAGGCCUUAAGAAUAACCCAUUGAUAGGGAUCGGUCCCUGUGUCGUCAUGCCACGCGCAGAAGGCUAUGUUAGUCGCGCCGGCGCAAAGCAGCGUCAGCCUGAUACUUACGUCCGCGUUGCGUAUAAGGGGAUUACACAGGCUGAUUGGCUAAGCAAAACCGAGUUCAUCCAACUUGCUGGGAAAAAGUAUGCAGAAAAGCACUUAGCGAUCAUGAUCCCAGCCUACCACAAACGACAGCAGUACUUCGAGGCGUGCAAGGCACAAAGAAGGCAUCCUAAGACGAAGCUCCCUUUGACUUCGGAGGACUUUGAAAGCCACCCAUGGCUGUUUCCAGAUGAUGAGAGGAUGAUCAAGCGGCCCGAAGAGAAUGAUCCUAUGGAGGUUGACGACGACGACGAAUCUGUGAUUGAAAAUGUCAAGGUCAACGUAGGAGAUAUGCCAGAUGUAGAGUCGCGUGAUCCAUUUAAGAAGAAGAGAGCUGUUCUUCCACUGAGCGGCUCAGCAGGUUCAGAAUACUAG